ACUUGAUGGCAACUGGUUUAAUAUCUGAGAAAAGAUGACUGCUGGUUCAGUGUGUGUCCCUCAGAUCAUACCACUGAGAGUGCCUCAGCCUGGAAAAGCCAAACAUGAAAUUGAUAACAAUACACUUUUGGAAAUGAAAUCAGACACCCCAGAUGUCAACAUAUAUUAUACCCUGGAUGGCAGCAAACCUGAAUUUCUAAAGAGAAUGGGUUAUGGUGAAAAUAAUACAUUUAAGUAUACAAAACCUAUUACUCUGCCUGAUGGAAAAAUACAAGUUAAAGCUGUUGCAGUCUCUAAAGACUGCAGACAGAGUGGCAUUGUAACAAAGGUGUUUCAGGUAGACUAUGAACCACCAAAGACAGUCUCUUCUGAAGCCGCUGGUGAAAACGUUCUCAAAGAUUCUUCAAAGCAGGAAUUGAAAAAUGGGUUUGUUGGAUCAAAACUAAGAAAGAAAGAUAAGAAUGCUGAAAAUAAACCUGAUUGCAACAUUAACCUUAGAAAGUUUCCAGGCCUUGAGAUAGGUGAAAGAACCGAUCCUAAAAUUUUGAAAGGUCUUCGCUUCUCAGAGAGUCCCCUGGAAAUCCUAGCUUACCGUGAAGAAUCGGGUUCUAGCCCACCCACCCGCCAGUCCCAGUUCUCUCGUUUUGCACACAUAACUGGCCAGAAGAGUUUGACAAGCACAGAGAUCAUGAGAAUUCAAAGAGAGACAGAUUUUCUCAAGUGUGCCCACUGCCUGGCCCCUCGCCCAUCUGACGCCUUUUCUCGCUUCUGUCAAGAAUGUGGCUCUCCUGUCCCACCCAUAUUUGGCUGUCGUCUCCCACCUCCAGAAGGAGCUCAGAUGGGCUUAUGUGUAGAAUGUGGAAGCAUGGUACCCAUGAAUACUCCCAUCUGUGUGGUGUGUGAUGCUCCUCUCACUCUGCAGCUGCAGCCACAGGCCAGCCUCCAUUUGAAGGAGAUGGUAAUCUGCCAAGCCUGUGGCACAGGGAACCCUGCUCACCUGAGAUACUGUGUUACCUGUGAGGGGGGGCUGCCUUUGUCACAAGAGUCAAUGUGCAGUGGCAAUAAACCCCCUCCCCCAUCCACUCAGAAAGGAGAGACCUUUUCCUGCUCCAAAUGUGGUCGCCAGAAUCACCAGGAGGCUUCCUUUUGCAACUGGUGUGGAACCAAGCGUGGCAUUUCCAGUUGCUGCUCUGUUUGCCCUAAAUGUGGAGCUAGCAAUUACCCAUCUGCUCGAUUUUGUGGCUUCUGUGGCAUUCAUGUGGGGUCCUUGGCAAGACUAAGCUUGGAAAACGGCAUGGCCCCAGCUAAUGGAGAACCCUGCCCUUUUUCUAAGUCCCUAAAUGUUCCUUUGCCUGGAUCCAAUGCUGGGUCUAAGAAGGACAUCAGCACACAGACUGUUGGCCUUUUCUACCCAUCCAGCAAGCUGCUAGCAAAGAAGGAGCUGGAACUGACUUCUCAGAAACAAAGGCGGGAGAAGAUGAGUGAUCAUAGACCUGUCCUCACAGCCAUCAGCCCAGGAAGAGGAUACUGGAGAAAACAAUUGGAUCAUAUCUCUGCUCACCUCAGGGCUUAUGCUCAGAACAACCCUGAAUUCCGGACCUUAAUUGCAGAACCCAGGAUGGGAAAGCUUAUCUCUGCUACUGUCCAUGAAGAUGGUUGUGAAGUUAGCAUCAGGCUGAAUUAUAUUAAAGUCUCAAACAAGAACCUUUACUUCAACAAGGUGGUGGAUUUCAGUGACCACUUUCUGAGCAGUGUCACCGAGGGUGGUAAUGGGCUGUGCCGCAGCAGAUCCAGCUUGGUAAGUGACUACAGCCAGAGUACCUCAGAUACCACUGAAAAAGUCAAGAGGACAAAGAACUUCAAGGCCAAAACAUUUCAAGAAAAGAAAAAACAGCUUACACCUCAAAACAGACACCUGCUAAAGGAAGUCGGACCUGCAGGGGAAGGAAGAGUCUCUGUAAUUGAAGAGCUGCUUGAUGAAGGGGCGGAUCCCAACUGCAGUGAUAACGAAGACCGGCCUGUUAUCACCGUGGCUGUUAUGAACAAGCACCACGCAGCAAUUCCGAUUCUCGUGCAUCGAGGAGCACACGUCGACCAGCAGUCGGGACUGCUCAGAAAUACAGCUCUUCAUGAAGCAACUCUGCUUGGCCUGGAAGGAAGGAAAUGCAUUGCUGCUUUACUGGGAUGCAAUGCAAGCAUCCAAAAGAAGAACAUGAAAGGCCAGACAGCAUACGACCUGGCUCUGGAAAUGGGGAAUGACCUCAUCACCACUCUCUUUGCUGCUAAGCUUGGCCAAGGGCCCCUGGACCAACUCGCCAGACCCAGAAGCCUCAGCCUGGAUGACUGUUAG
Trichechus manatus latirostris (Florida manatee) is the source of this 2350-nucleotide messenger RNA. RefSeq names its product double zinc ribbon and ankyrin repeat domains 1 (gene DZANK1). Gene Ontology annotation, molecular function: protein binding. Lineage: Eukaryota; Metazoa; Chordata; Mammalia; Sirenia; Trichechidae. Bases 35 to 2350 code for a protein of 771 amino acids. Gene Ontology annotation, biological process: eye photoreceptor cell development. The record is from RefSeq and is a predicted model, not a curated record. The transcript is spliced from 21 exons.